AUGCCGGACGUCGAGAGUGUGAACUCCCUGCUAGCCAUUGCCGUAUUUGUUGGGAUAUCUCUGGCCUCUCCCGACCAACACGGCCUCGAGAACCGGCCAGAAUGCGAUGCUGAUCCCGGCCUGGAAAUGAGACUGGUGCUCUUCGAAGUCGUCUCCUUUGGCUUGUUCAUCUUGUCAACACUCGUGGCCAAGGCCACCAAAGUCCAUAUAAACAUACACAGGAAGGAAGAAUUUUCGGGCACGAGGCGCAGGUACAAGUACGCUAGAGGCUGCUUGUUGUUGUUAUCUGCAAUUGCUUCGUUCGUUGGGGUGGUGUUCUUGACGCUUUCAAUGGUGGAUGUGAUCCAAAUCAAGAUUGGGAAGCUCAGUUGUGGGAGUCAGUAUGCUUUCCUUUCUGUGGCUUCACUUUGUGGAAUUACCAUUGUUGCUAUGCUUGUCUAUUCAGUCACUGCAGGUCAUGCUAUCUAUCUCUCCAUCACUUACGGUUUUUAG
This is a messenger RNA of Tripterygium wilfordii, 492 nucleotides long. RefSeq lists its product as uncharacterized. The transcript has 2 exons. The coding region runs from base 1 to 492 and encodes 163 amino acids. Lineage: Eukaryota; Viridiplantae; Streptophyta; Magnoliopsida; Celastrales; Celastraceae. The record is from RefSeq and is a predicted model, not a curated record.